Molecule: messenger RNA, 16026 nt
Organism: Acinonyx jubatus (cheetah)
Lineage: Eukaryota; Metazoa; Chordata; Mammalia; Carnivora; Felidae
Gene: FREM1
Product: FRAS1 related extracellular matrix 1
Exons: 47
Coding region: 8962-15576 (2204 amino acids)
Biological process (GO): cell communication
Cellular component (GO): membrane
Source: RefSeq, a predicted model, not a curated record
ACCGUCUUUUACGUACUUUUCGCUUGAUGAAGUUACAGUCUCAUUAUGGUUGGUCUACGGGUAGAAGCUGUACACAACACCUGUUGCUGGUCUUUAAUUGUAGCGUGAUGUACACUUAGAGUUUUCUUUCUUGAUAAGACUUUUUAGAACCGUUUCAGGCAAAUGGGAAGGUCUCUCUUUAUGCCAUGUUCUUGGCUGAGCACGAGACAUGAAGGGAGAAAUGGGAUGGUACGGUUGUCUCGAGGGAGGAUUACCUUGUCUUUCAUCUUUUUUAUCAUCUGUUUCAUAGUUGGGAGAUUCAGCUUGGCUGCUGAUACGUUAGUUUAAGGAGGAAUCGUUAGCAUUCAGUGUAACACAGUGGAGAAGAAUUGGUCUCUGAGAAUCAGGAGGUCUGUAUUUGAGGCUGAACUCGGCUGGGUAAUGGCAUGUGAUCCUCCUCUCCAGCAACUUAACUUCUCUGAGCUUUGCCUAACCCCACUGUAAAAUGGGGACAAUUUCACUACCUCCUUUGGUGAGAAGGUGUGAAAGAACCACAAAGGGCUGAUCUAGUGUAAAAUGGUUUCUUCUACUCCUUUAGAUGAGUUAGGGUAAGUUAAUAUCUGUCACAACAUAGGGUAAGUUAAUAUCUGUGACAACAUAGGUUUUCCUGCCAGUGGGUGGCUUUUCUUGUGAUUCAGUAGCCCAAGUUCAUUGUCUUGGGGCUCUGUUGUCUUCAAUCCAUGGCUGGUAAGGUCACUCUGUCCUUUUGCAUCAAGCUGCUGAAGCGGGAAAAGCAUGGAGGGUUGUGAGAGGGAGGUGGCGCACAUGAUCUGUUCACAUUCCAUUGGCUGGAGCUCAGGCACCUUGCUUCACUUAGUGACAAAAGAGGCAGAAAAAUGUAGUCUGUGGUCUCAGGGUAAAAGAGAAAAUGGGUAUCGCCAGCAGUUGGCAUGUCUCUGCCACAUUCCCAUUUGGGCUGGAUCCACCGUGGUUCUCCUAGUGUGGCCCAUGCUUUCACAUUUGUCUUUGUUGUCCUUUGACGUAUGGGAUUUUAUAAAGUCGGGAAUGCAUUCGUUACAACUCUUUGGAUGGGAAUAAAAUCAGCUUGAGCUAGUUUAAAACCAACAAUUCUAGGAAGCAUAUAAUACAUGGGUAAAGGGUGUCUCAGGGAACCCAGGGGCAGGAAUGUGAGAGAUCUUCAGGAAGUAUUUGAAUUCAGAAUAAAAAGCUUUAGAGGUCAUUUUUGCUCUGUCUCCUAUGCAUCUACUUCCUUCUCAGCAGAUGAACCUCUGCUAGUGGUCCAUGGGCUGCACGAUGAGAGGAACAUGACUACGGCAAAGGCUUGUGUUUCUGUCAUGUGCCAUCUCUGCUUCAGGCCAGCGAGGGAUCCACUCCACACCGUCCUCACGCGGGGCCCUGGGCUGCCGCUGUCUCCACCCUCCGCCAUGAGAGUGGGAAGACAGCAGGGUAUAUGGGAAUUGGCUCUUUUUUUUUGCUUCAGGUUUUUGUUUAAAUUCCAGUUGGUUAACAUACAGUGUAAUAUGUAUGUUUAUGUUUCUAUGAGUUGGCUCUUAAAGCAUCCACCUGAAAGUGACACACAGUUCAUGUUCAAAGCAUAUCUUAGAGCUUUACUUAACUUCAGCUGGGCAGGAAAGCACAACGCUCUCAUGUGCCUGGAAGAAGUGCCAGAAAUAGUUGGUGAACAGCACUAAUGACCGCCAUAAGUCCAGAUACUUGGUCUGUUCUUCCUUCACAGAAAAUACACUCAUUGCUGCCUGGAGGGAGAUAAUCCCCACAUCCCAUCCAAUCGUGGCAUCUCAUGACAUGCCCUGCAGUCUCUUUCAAGUCCAAAUGUGGUUCCAAUUCAUCGGGAUACCAUGAACUAAAAUGUUUUUUGCCCUCUACACACAACUUACAUACCAGUUGAGCAGAGGCAGGAUAACCCCAAUAGAGACUCCCACUCUGACUGUGAAAAGUGAAGCAUGGGAAACACAUAACAAACACUGGUCUGUUACAAAAUCCCGAUUUUGAGUCUCCCUAUCUGGGGAGUGGAGAAUGCUUUUUGAUUAGGCCUUCAUCUCAUUUCCUGGGAGUAUCGCCCUUGUCGUUUUCUGUGACAUCUGGUUUCGCUUUCUGAGAGGUUCUUUAUUUUCCAUGAUUUCCUUGUCCACAUCUCAAGUGGUUAUCAGGGAAAUUGCCCUCCUUAGGAACUGAGCAACUUUCUCAGUCCUUUUCUUGCCUCGUGAUGAGGCCAAAGGAUCUUUUUUCUUUUUUUAAGUUUAUUUAUUUUGAGAGGGAGGGAGGGGAGAGAGAGGGCAAGCAUGGGGAGGGGCAGAGAGAGAGGAGGGGACAGAGAAUCCCAAGCAGGCUCUGCACUGGCAGCACAGAACCCAAUGCGGGGCUUGAACUCAGGAACCGUGAGAUCAUGACCUGAGCCCAAUCCGAGUCAGAUGCUUACCCCCGCGGAGCCACCCAGGUGUCCUGAGGCCAAAGGAUCAUUUUAAGUUGCAGAAGUUCCCAUCCCUUUCAGGGAAGGUAUAAUUCUCUAAAGAAUUAAGUCUGUUUUUUUGGUGGUUUGUUUUUUCCUGUUUUUGUUUAUUUGUUGUGUUUUGGUUUUUUUGUUUUGUUUUGGUCGAUUUGAUGCUGCAGCAUGUACCAGAUAAUCACACCACAGUAUAUCCAGGAGAUCAUUUUCAUUCCCAUGUCCAACCUCCCUUGACUUAAUUGAUAAACUUAAUAAUAAUUGACUUGAGUCAAUACCAUCUCUGGGGUAAAUUUCUACAUUUAGGGCCAGGGUAUGCUAUGGUAGCAACCCCGUGUCUCAAUAGUUUAAAAUAACAAUACUUCAGGGGCGCCUGGGUGGCUCAGUCGGUUGAGCGUCUGAUUUCAGCUCAGGUCACGAUGUCGCGGUCCGUGAGUUCAAGCCCCGCGUCGGGCUCUGGGCUGAUGGCUCAGAGCCUGGAGCCUGCUUCUGAUUCUGUGUCUCCCUCUCUCUCUGCUCCUCCCCUGUUCAUGCGCUGUCUCUCUCUGUCUCAAAAAAACAAACAAACAAAAAAAUGUCAAAUGCCUUUAUUGAAGUAUAAUUCAGAUAAGGUCAAGUGUACUCCUUUUAAAUAUACAAGGCUACAUUUAGCGUAUACUUUUGUGCAAGCACUGUCACAGUCAAGCUUUGAACACCGCCUUCACCUCGGGAAGUUUCCUCUUGCCUGUUUGCUAUCAGUCCCCACACUGCAUCCCCUGGCCCCAGGCAAACACUGACCUUUUGUCUCCAUAGUCUUACCUUUAACACACCAUUUAUAUAAGCAGAAUUGCACAAUAUAGGGUGUGUGGUUUCUGGCUUCUUUCACUUAACAUGAUGUUUUGAUGUUCAUCCAUGUUGUUGGAUAUAUUUGUAGUUCUUUUUUGUCGUAGGAUUGUAUUCCAUGGUACGGAGAUACUCUAUGUUGGUUAUCCACUCACUAGUUGAUGGACAUUGGAGUUUUCUAGGUUUGGGCUUUCAUGAAUAACACCACUGUGAACCUGUAUAUACAAGGCUUUGUGUGGACAUGUUUUCAUAUCUGUUGGGUAGAUACCAGGAGUGGAAUUCCUGGGUCACAAGUAAGAAUAUGUUUAACUUUUUAGAAAACGUCCUUUCUUCCAGAUGGGCUGUACCAUUUUGCCUUCCCACCCUCAGUGUAUGAGAAUUCCCAUUCCACAUCCUCUAUACUUGACGUCAUCAGUCUAUAACUGUCCAGUAGGUGGUGUCUCAUUGGGGUUUUGAUGCAUCUUGUUUUUUAAAGUUGAGAUAGAAUUCACAUAAAGUUGGCUAUUUUAAAGUACAACAUUCAGUGUAUACAAUUCAGUAUAUUUUUUAGUGUAGCCACUGUGUCAUACAGCCAUCACCGCCAUCAAGUCCAGAACAUUUUCAUCACUCUGAAAGAAGCCCUGUACCCCAUUAGUGGUCAGUUCUCAUUCCUUCCUGCUCCCACCUCCUGGCAGUCAGUAAUCUAACUUCGGUCCGCGUGGAUUUGCCUUUUCCUGACAUUUCAUAGGAAUGGAACCAUGUAAUAUAUGGCCUUUUGGUUUUGGCUUCUUUUAUUUAGCAUAAUUUUUUUUUAAUGUUUAUUUAUUUAUCUUGAGAGAGGGAGAGAAGGAGAGAGAGAGAGCGAGAGGGAGAGCAGGGGAAGGGCAGAGAGAGACGCCCAAGCACGCUCUGUGCUGUCAGCACACGACCUGAUGUGGAGCUCAGACUCACGAACUGUGAGAUCCUGACUGGAGCCGAAAUCAAGAGUCAACCGCUUAACCCACCGAGCCACCCGGCGCCCGAGCGUAAUGUUUUCAAGUUUUAUCCACGAUGUAGCAUGUAACUAUACGUUAUUUCUUUUCAUGGCUGAAUAACAUUCCAUUGUAUCCACAUUGUCUUUGUUUACUAGCCGAGGGACAUUUAGGGUAUUUCUGCUUUUGGGCUAUCAAGAAUCAUGCUCUUGUGAACAUUUGUGUAUGAGGUUUUACGCAAACAUGUGGUUUCAGUUUUCUUAGGCACAUACCUAGAAGUGGAACUGCUGGGUCAUAUAGUAAUUGUACAUUUAACUGUUUUGAGAAACUGCCAAACUGUUCCCAAAGUAGCCAUACCUUAUAAAGUUACUGUAACCAACCUCUGAGAGUUCCAGUUUCUUCACAUCCUCACUGACGCCUUAACUGAUUUUUGAGUAUAGCCAUCCCAGUGGGAGUGAAGCGGUAUCUUGUCACAACUUGGAUUUGCACAUCGCUGUUGUCUACUGAUGUUGGGCGUCUUUUCAUAUGUUUAUUAACUAGUUAGACAUCUUUGGAGAGAAGCAUCUGCUUGAUUUCUUUACUCAUUUGAAAAUUUCAUCAUUGGUCUCUAUUAUUUAGUUGUAAGAGAUCUUUGUUUAUCCUGGAUACUAGACCUUUAUCAGAUACAGGCGGGCCUUGUUUUAUACCGCGUCCCUUCGUAGACACUACGAAUAGAUACACUGAUAUAUUGCACUUCAUAGAUACCGCGUCUUUUACAAGUUGAAUUGUGGCAACCCUGCAUCGAGGCUCUGUCUGCGCCAUUUUCCCGCCACUGUUUGUUCACUUGGUGUUUCUGUGUCACGUUUUGGUAAUUCUCUCAAUAUUUCAAACAUUUUCAUCAUUAUUACGUUUUUCAUGGUGAUCUGUAACUAUGUUUGCUUUAAUGUUACUGUGGUGAUUGUUUUGGGGUGCUGCAAACCCACCCAUAUAAGACAACAAACUUAAUAAAUGUUGUGUGUGCUCUGACUGCUCCACCUACCAGUCGCUCUCUGUGUCUCUCCCUCUCCUCAGGCCUCCCUGUUACCUGAUACGCGAUAACGUUGAAACAAGGCCAAUUAAUAACCCUACGGUGACCUCUAAGUGUUCAAGUGGAAAGGAGAGUCACACGUCUCUCACUUUAAAUCAAUAGCUAAAAACGAUUAAGCGUAGGAAGGCACGUCAAAAGCCAAGACGGACUGGAAGCUAGGCCUCUUGUGCCAAACAGGUAGCUAAGUUGUGAAUGCAAAGGAGAAGUUCGUGAAGGAAGUGAAGAGUGCUACUCCUGUGAACACACGGGUGAUAAGAAAAUGACAUAGUCCCGCUACGGAUGUGGGGGGAAAUUUUAGUGGUCUGGAGAGAAGAGCAGACCCGCCACAACAUUCCCUUACACCAAAGCCUAAUCCAGAGCAAGGGCUUAGCUCUCUUCAAUUCUGUGAAGGCUGAGAGAGGUGAGGAAGGCACAGAAGAAAAGCUUGAAGCUAGCAGAGGCUGGUGCAUAAGGUUUAAGGAAAGAAGCCGUCUCCAUAACAUACAAGUGCAAGGUGAAAGGGCAGGAGGAGCUGCAGCAAGUUAUCCAGAAUAUCUAGCUAAAUAAUUAUUGAAAGUGACCACGCUGAAUAGAUUUUCAGUGUAGACAAAGCCGCCUGUUAGAAGAAGGUGCCAUCUAGGACUUUUGCAGCUAGAGAGAAGUCGAUGCCUGGCUUCAAAGUUUCAAAGGAGUGGCUGAUUCUCUUGCUAGGGCUAAUGUAGCUGGUGACUUUAAGUGAAAACCAGUGCUCCUUUUCCAUUAUGAAAAUCCAAGGGCCCUUAACAAUUAUGCAAAAGCUACCCUUCCUAUACUCUAUAAAUGGAACAAUGGAGUCUGGAUGACAGCACGUCUGUUUAUAACAUGGUUUACUGAAUAUUGUGUGCACAUUGUUGAGAUCUACUGCUCAGAAAAAAAAAAAGUCCUCUCAAAAUAUUACCGCUCACUGACAGUCCACCUGGUCACCCGAGAGCUCCGACGGAGACGUACAAUGAGAUGUACGUAUGUGGCUCUCAUGUUCAUACAACAUCCACUUUGCAGCCUAUGGAUCAAGGCGUCACUUUGACUUUUAAGAAAUCUAUUUCGUGAGGUGAUAGGUGUCCUGGGAGGUGAUUCCUCUGAUGGAUCUGGCCAAAGCAAAUUGAAAACCGAGAGAGGAACCACCAUUCUAGAUGCCAUUGAGAGCGUUCAGGAUUCGUGGAAAGAGAUCAAAAUACCAACGUGCACAGGAGUUUAGAAGUGGAUUGCAACUCUCAGGGAUGACUGGGGUGUUCAAGAUUUCCGUGGAGGAUGUAACUGCAGGUAUGGUAGAAAUAGCAAGGGAACUUGAAUAAUUACAAGUGAGGCCUAGAGAUGUUCCGAAUUGAUGCAGUUUCACAGUAAAACUUUACUGGCUGAGGAGUUGCUUCCUACGGAGGAGCCAAGAAAGCGGUUCCUUGAGUUGGAACCUACUCCUGGUGGAGACGCUGUGAAGAUUGUUGAAAUGACAACAAAGGAUUUAGGACAUCGUGUAAACUUGGUUGGUCAGGCAGCCGCAGGGUUUGAGAGGGCGGUCUUCAAUUUUGAAAGUUCUGUGAGUAAAAUGCUAUCAAACAGCAUUGCAUGCCUCAGAGAAAUUGUCCGUGCAAGGAAGAGCCCACGGAGGAGGCAGACGUCACUGUUGUUUUGUUUCAAGAAACCGCCACAGCCGCUUCAUCCUUCAGCAGCGCCCUCCCCCCCCCCCCCCGACCAGCAGCCAUCGAGGCCAGACCCUCCACCAGCAAUUAUGAGUCUGAAAGCUCAUGAUGGUUAGCAUUUUUCAGCAAAUAUGUUUUUAAAUUAAAAAAACAAAAAGCUUAUCUUUUGAGAGAGCAUGAGCAAGGGAGGGGCAGAGAGAGCAUGGGGGACAGAGGACCCGAAGUGGGCUGUGCUCUGACAGCAGCAAGCCCGAUGUGGGGCUCAAACUCAUGAACCGCAACACCAUGACCUGACUCGAAGUCGGACCCUUAACUGACUGAGCCACCCAGGCGCCUCGUCAACCAGAUAUUUUUAAUGAAGGUUCCAAGUCCUUGUGGGGGAAAGGUGGGUUACUGGCCUCGCUUGGGAGAGGUUCUGACCCCCCCCCCCCCCCCACCUCACACAGCUGUGACCAAGGAGGGAACGGGCUCAUUUGGACCAGAAGCUUAUCCCCAUUGACUGGACUAAGAAAUUCAAGUGACUUGUCCAGAGAAAAAGAGCUGUUAAAAGGUGGAAACUGGCCUGAGGACUCCAAACCGUCUCCUGCCUACCCCCAGGAAGGACACCCUCUGCAGCCAUAUUGGCCAAAUGUUGUUUCCUUGAUGAGGAAAUAGAAGCAGAGACAGCAAGAAGGUGGCUGAGUUGGGAUUUGAGACCAGACUGAGUGUCAGGGUCUGUGGCGUGGAUGACAACACCAUGCUGUCACUGACCAGUUGAACCCCCACUAUGAAACCAGCGGCAUAGCUCCCUCAUCCCGCAACACUUGACCGGAUACGGCUGAGCUGUUCCUGUCCCUGUGUCCACGUGCACAUGGGUCCUCCUGGAGCUGCUGCACAUGAGGAUACCUCAAAAUGCAUCAAGCAAUACUGGAAUAGAAAGUGACUGGGAAACUGCCUGCAGAACCAAAGACAUCAAAAUGUAGCUAUCAUAACUCAAGUUAGCUCUUACACUGACCCUGGUUACUGGCAGCAAUGGAGGCCUGUUCUUUAUAUGUAUCAACUCGUUGGAUUCUCACAACUUCCUCCUGAGCUCAACACUCCUACAAAUAUUUAACCACCAGCAAGGUGGUUAGAAAAUCAGGACUUUGGUUCUCUGGCACAGAGUUGGAAUUAUUAAAAUGGCAGCAUUUCAGAAGGCAGCAACACCGACAAUAUGACUAUUUUAUAAUGAAGCCAUCAGCAGUAUGGGAGUUCACGGCCUUACACUAGUGUGGACAAAGUCAAUAUGACCAUUGGGUUAUUGAGCAUGUCAGAAGUGCACUUCAUCCACACUCUUCCCACAAAAAUGAUCCAGAAUUGUUUGUGAACCACACAAUACAUAUAUAUAUUAUGGAGAAAGUAGGAAGUGCUGUUAAAUGAAAAGAAGAAAAGGAAGCUCUUCUUCUGUGAUUAUACCUUCUAGAGAGUACCACUGUUAAUAUUUGGGCAUCUAUUCCCCCAGAAUUUGAAGAUGAUGAUGGAUGAGAGCUUCAUGAGAUGGGGACUGUUCUAAGCCCUGUCCUGUUGUUUUCCUGUGCCUACAACAGAGCUAGCACAAGAAAAAGAAAGGAAGAAAGAGAUUGCGGGCAUUGAUAGAACUCAACAGCCACUAAGGAUUGGACGACUGUCCAGAAGACAAGAAAAAUCUCUAUUUUGACCGGGGGAGUCCUGAGGCUGGGCAGUCGGGAAGUUUCCGUAGCAGCAGCAGCAGCAACCUUGGAGAGGACCAGCAAGGACGGUGGAGUGAGAUUAGAAAAGCACUUGGGAGGCACAUUCAUCUUGCCGGCGUUGUCAGGAGUGAUCAGCGAGUUUUAUUAAAAGCCCCGGGACUGCCUGAAAAGCCUCCUUGUCUGAGUUUGAAAUGAAAGGGGCAUGUUAAGAUCUUGGGGCACACUGUCGGGACCCCUUGCCCUGCCCCUUGGACUAUGAGCUAACAUCCCUGGGGGAAGCACAGAAGCCCUCCUUUGUUGAAGGGAUUUCGCCGGUGGACAAAUGGAGCUGGCCCCUGACAGCAUGAGCUCUCGGAGUUGGGGAGGGCCCCGUGCCCUGCCGCCGCUGCUGCUGCUGCUGCUGCUGCUGCUGUUGCUGCUGCCGGGCUGGGCCGGCCCCACCUUCAUCAGUGUUAACCGUGGGGUCAGGGUGAUGAAGGGCAGCUCUGCCUUCCUGUUGGGGGAUGACCUGAAGUUUGCCAUCCCCAAGGAGAAAGAUGCUUGCAAAGUAGAAGUCGUGAUGAACGAGCCAAUGACCCAGAGGGUUGGGAAACUCACUCCACAGGUCUUUGACUGCCAUUUCCUUCCUAAUGAAGUAAAGUAUAUUCACAAUGGUUGCCCGAUUCUUGACGAAGACACAGUGAAGCUUAGACUUUACAGAUUUACUGAGACGGAUACCUUCAUGGAAACCUUUAUCCUGCGGGUCUAUCUCCUGGAACCAGACUGUAACAUCAUCCGUAUGAGUAACAACGUACUGGAGGUGUCCGAAUUCUAUGGCCUGUCCCGAGCCAUUGAUAAGAACGUGCUCAGAUUUGACUACGAGGGGGCGGCCGGCCUGGAGUGCACAGUCAGGCUGGAUCCUGUGGGAAGCCGGCUGCCAGCCCACGGUCAGGUGGUCCUGCUGGAGCCUCGGCCAGAAAAACCUCGUGGAGAUCAGCCGCACAGUUUUUUCCCUGAAUCUCAACUGGGAACAGACCUGAAGUGUCCAGGUGGAAGCUGUAGCCUGGGCCUGAAGAAAGCAGGAAGUAUCAAAGUGAGCUGUGAGGAGUUCCUGCUGAUGGGGCUUCGUUACCAACACACGGACCCCCCUUCUCCCAACAUUGAUUACAUCUCCAUCCGGCUGGACCUCACAGAUGGCAGGAGUAAAAUCGUAUACAAGUCAGAGAGUGCGUGGUUGCCCGUCUAUAUCAGAGCCGGCAUUCCUAAUCAGAUUCCAAGGGCUGCGUUCAUGGCCAUGUUCAUUCUGGAAGUGGAUCAGUUCAUCCUGACCUCUUUGACCACAGCCGUUCUGGACUGUGAAGAGGAUGAGACGCCCAAGCCCUUGCUGGUGUUCAACGUUACUAAGGCCCCACCCCAGGGCUAUGUGACUCAUCUGUGGGAUCACACCAGACCCGUCUCCUCGUUCACCUGGAAAGAUCUAAGCGACAUGCAGAUAGCCUAUCAGCCGCCAAACAGCAGCCAUUCUGUGAGGAGACAUUACGAGGUGGAGGUGGAGGCUUACGACUUCUUCUUUGAGAGGAGCGCACCCAUUACAGUCCACAUCUCCAUCAGAACAGCGGAUACGAAUGCCCCGCGAGUGUCCUGGAACACAGGUCUGAAUCUUCUGGAGGGGCAGUCUCGGGCCAUCACUUGGGAACAGUUUCAGAUUGUUGACAAUGAUGACAUCCGUGCUGUCCAGCUGGUCACCGUGGGUGGCCUGCAGCAUGGACAGCUUACAGUAAGAGGGAGGAAAGGAUUUCUCUUCACUGUGGCUGACCUUCAGGCUGGAGUUGUUCGCUAUCAUCAUGACGACAGUGACUCCACCAAAGACUUUGUGGUCUUCAGGAUAUUCGAUGGCCAUCACAGCAUCCGCCAUAAGUUUCCCAUCAACAUUUUGCCCAAAGAUGACAGUCCCCCGUUCCUCAUAAACAAUGUAGUAAUUGAACUGGAGGAGGGACAGACCAUACUGAUCCAGGGUUCCAUGCUGAGAGCAUCAGAUAUGGACUCCAGUGAUGACUACAUCUUCUUUAAUAUCACAAAACCCCCUCAGGCCGGAGAGAUCAUGAAGAAGCCAGGGCCAGGGCUGAUAGGCUAUCCUGUCCCUGGCUUCCUUCAGAGGGAUCUGUUUAAUGGCAUCAUUCACUAUCGUCACUUUGGUGGAGAGAUCUUUGAAGACUCUUUUGAAUUUGUCCUGUGGGAUAGCCAUGAACCUCCAAAUCUCUCAGUGCCACAGAUGGUGACCAUCCACAUUACUCCAGUGGACGACCAGCUUCCAAAGGAGGCUCCUGGAGUUUCUCGGCAUUUGGUUGUCAAGGAAACCGAGGUGGCCUACAUAACUAAGAAGCAUCUAUAUUUUAUAGAUACAGAAUAUGACAGGGAUCUCGUCUACACAGUGACAACACCCCCAUCUUUCUCUUUCAGCCACAGGCAUCUGGAUGCUGGGAAAUUAUUUAUGGUGGAUAGUAUUCCAAAGCUAACCAAAAACCCUGCAGCCCCGGGGCUGAGAUCAUUCACUCAGCAUGCUGUGAACUACAUGAAAGUGGCCUACAUGCCACCCAUGCAAGAUAUAGGCCUGCAUCCGGGACACGUCCAGUUUGCAUUUUCUGUCAGUAACCAGCACGGGGGCACUUUGCAUGGGAUCUGCUUUAACAUCACAGUUCUUCCAGUGGAUAAUCAAGUUCCUGAGGUAUUUACCAACCCCCUGAGAGUGGCUGAGGGAGGUCACUGCAUCAUCAGCACAGAGAACAUUCUGGUUUCUGAUGUGGAUACCCAACUGGACAACAUCUACCUCUCCCUACAGAGACUGCCUCAGCAUGGAAGGGUGGAGUUGGAUGGAUUUCCUCUAAACCCAGGAGGCACAUUUUCUUGGGGAGAACUCCAUGCCUUAAAAGUUAGAUAUCGACAUGAUGGAUCUGAGAUACUACAGGAUAAUAUAUUCUUGGAGGUCACAGAUGGCACGAAUUCAGCAGACUUUGUUCUACGUGUUGAGGUAUUCCCUGUAAAUGAUGAGCCACCACUCCUCAAGGCUGACCUCAUCCCCAUGAUGCAUUGCUCAGAGGGCGAAGAGGUGGUCAUCACCUCUGAACACAUUUCUGCUACUGAUGUGGACGGUGAUGACUCGAGACUGAUGUUUGUGAUCGCCCGAGCACCUCAGCACGGGCUGGUGAGGAAAGCUGGAGUCUCAGUGGAUCAGUUCUCUCAGGGAGAUGUCAUCUCGGGGGCUGUGACAUACAAACACACGGGUGGUGAGAUUGGCCUGGUGCCUUGUUAUGAUACCAUUACAUUGGUGGUUUCGGAUGGAGAAGCUGGUCCUUAUGUGAAUGGCUGUUGCUACAAUGGGCCUCAUCCAUCUGUUCCUCUUCAUGAGUCCUUUCCAGUGUAUGACCUCAACAUCACAGUACACCCAGUGGACAACCAAUCACCUUCGGUUGCAAUAGGUACCAUGUUCGUUGUAGAUGAGGGUUUUUCAGCAGCCAUUACCAUUAACCAUUUGUCCGCCACUGACCCUGACACUGCAGCUGAUGACUUGGAAGUUGUUUUGGUUUCUCUUCCCCAGUUUGGCUACCUUGAAAACACUCUUCCUUCUGCAGGUUUUGAAAAAAGCAAUAUGGGCAUAAGCAUAGGUUCGUUCCAGUGGAAAGACAUGAAGGCUUUACACAUUAACUAUGUGCAAUCCAGACAUCUGAGGAUGGAACCGACAGCUGACCAGUUCACGGUGUAUGUCACAGAUGGGAAGCGACGCUCCUUGGAGAUACCGUUUCACGUUAUAAUCAACCCCACAAAUGAUGAAGCUCCUGACUUUGUAGUGCAGAAUAUUACUGUGUGUGAGGGUCAGAGGAAAGAGUUGGAUACCUCCAUCAUCAAUGCUGCUGAUCUAGACGUUCCCAAAGACUCCUUGCUGUUCAGCAUCACUCAUAAACCACGCCAUGGCUUCCUCACCAACGGGAUGCUUAGCAAAGAGUUUCCUCCAAAUAAGCAGCCUGCCAACCCCAGCCAGAGGCAUGAACUUAUUCACAGCUUUUCCUUGGAACUUCUCAAGAAUGGAAUGAAGUUGAUGUAUGUGCACGAUGACUCAGAGAGCCUUGCUGAUGACUUUACAAUCCAGUUGUCAGAUGGGAAACAUAAGAUAUUAAAAACGAUUUCAGUAGAAAUCACCCCAGUUAAUGAUGAGAAACCAAUGCUGAGCAAGAAGGCUGAACUUACAGUGAAAAUGGGUGAAGCUCGAAUUGUUUCUAGUGCCAUUCUUUCGGCCAUAGAUGAAGACUCACCCAGGGAGAAGAUUUACUAUUUAUUUGAAAGGCUUCCCCAAAAUGGGCAACUUCAACUUAAGCUAGGGAGGGACUGGGUCCCUCUCCACCCUGGCAUGAAGUGCACUCAGGAGGACGUCGAUCUGAACUUGCUGAGAUACACACACACCGGGGCGAUGGACUCCCAGAACCGAGACAGCUUUACCUUCUACCUCUGGGAUGGUGACAACAGGUCACCGGCAUUUGACUGUCACAUCACCAUCAAGGAUAUGGGAAAAGGCAACAUUGUCAUCCUUGCAAAACCGCUUGUGGUGUCUAAAGGUGAGCGAGGUUUCUUGACGACCACCACUCUCCUUGCAGUGGAUGGAACAGACAAACCCGAGGAACUGCUCUACAUCAUCACUUCCGCUCCGCGGUAUGGCCAGGUUGAAUAUGUCCGCUAUCCUGGAGUCCCCAUUACAAGCUUCAGCCAAAUGGACAUAGCAGGACAGACAGUCUGUUAUGUACAUAAGAGCAAGGCAGCUGUCUCCCAUGAUACCUUCAGAUUCAUUGUCAGCAAUGGGCUGCAGACCAAACAGGGGGUGUUUGAGAUCACACUGGAGACCGUGGACAGAGCCUUACCCGUGGUGACCAGGAACAGGGGGCUGAGACUGGCCGAGGGGGCCACGGGCCUGCUUUCCCCUGACCUCCUCCAGCUGACCGACCCUGACACCCCAGCGGAGAACCUCACCUUCGUGUUGGUCCGGCUCCCACAACAUGGCCAGCUUUACCUGCGGGGGACAAUGUUGCUUCGGCACAACUUUACUCAGCAGGACGUGGACAGCAGGAAUGUGGCCUACAGGCACUUGGGAGGGGACUCCCAGGUUGACUGCUUUACUUUUGUGGCCACAGAUAGGACAAACCAAGGCUUUGUUGUGGAUGGGAGAGUGGGACAAGAACCUGUUACGUUCACCAUCCAGGUUGACCAGUUGGACAAAACAGCCCCCCAUAUCACACACUUGCACUCCCCUUCUCAAGUGGGGCUCCUGAAAAAUGGCUGUUAUGGGAUUUACCUCACUUCCCAUGUGUUGAAGGCAACAGACCCUGACACUGAUGACGAUCUGAUCAUCUUUAAAAUUCUACGAGGCCCCCAACACGGACAUCUGGAGGACACAACAACAGGUGAAUUUAUCCACGAGAAAUUUAUCCAAAAGGACUUAAACAGUAAGACCAUUCUUUACAUCCUAAACCCAUCUUUGGAAGUUAAUUCAGAUAUCCUGGAAUUUCAAAUCAUGGACCCCACAGGGAACUCUGCCGCUCCUCAAAUUUUGGAACUGAAGUGGUCUCAUAUUGAAUGGUCACAGGCUGAAUAUGAGGUCUGUGAGACUGUGGGCAUAUUAUCCUUAGAAAUUACCAGAAGGGGAUAUUCCAUGGACUCAGCCUUCGUGAGUGUAAAGGUCAAGCAAGUGUCUGCUACAGUUGGAAAAGACUUCACUCUGACUCCAUCUAAACUGAUUCAGUUUGACCCAGGAAUGUCAACUAAGAUGUGGAAUAUAGCAAUUACCUAUGACGGAUUAGAGGAAGAUGAUGAGGUCUUUGAAGUAAUUCUCAACUCCCCUGUGAAUGCAGUUCUUGGCAUAAAGACAAAAGCGGCAGUGAAAAUUUUGGACUCAAAAGGAGGACAGUGCUAUCCUUCAUAUUCCUUCAACCCAAACAAGCACAGUGCGUGGGAGAAGGGCCUUUGGCGCCCACUGUCCCCAGGGUCUUCCUCACCCGCCACUUCUGGUUCCUUUCAUCUGGAAAGAAGACCCCUUCCAUCUUCCAAGCGGCCAGCAGUCACCAGGGGAGACACUCUCCAGGGCUUUGCUUCCACAGAUCUUUCUCGUAUGAAGCUGAGGACCCAAGGGAAAGGCAAAACAGUUCUUCCAUCCUCUGUUUAUAGAAAUGGAACAGACAUCAUCUAUAAUUAUCGUGGAAUGGUUUCCCUGCAACUACAGGAUGAUGGUUCCCCAUCUCACCAAAGGAAGGCCAACAUGUCCAGUGUUAAUCAGCCACAGAAGACAAGCCAAGGGGCAGAAUUGCCUCAGGCAGAUAAGGUGGAAUCCACAACUGGCUCACACUUCUCCAGACAGGCCCGGUUGCCCUCAUUUCCAAAGAACUGCACACUGGAAUUAAAGGGACUCUUCCACUUCCAAGAAAGCCUCCGGAAGCUGUACAAGUGUGAUGGGAUUACCUGGAGAGUGUGGAGCCCCCAAACCGAGGUGGGACCCGGGAUGAACAGCAAGGAGGUGGAAGGUGGAUCCUGCCCGGCUGGGUGGCACCGUCACUCAGGCUACUGCCACUCCGUGAUCACGGAACAGAAAGGCACCUGGGACACAGCAGCCCGAGCUUGCCAAGAACAUCACCUGGGCAGCCUCGUCACAGUUCUCUCCAGGCAGCAUAUGCGAUGGCUGUGGGACAUCAGCGGACGGAAGCCAUUUUGGAUAGGUUUGAAUGACCAAGUGCAUGCUGGCCACUGGGAGUGGAUGGGUGGUGAACCUGUCGUCUUCACCAACUGGAGGAAAGGCCCCCCUCAACGUUCAAAGCCUGGGAAGAACUGUGUUUUGGCUCAAAGACAAGGGAAAUGGCAAACGCAGGACUGUAGCAAGAGCAAACCUCACAGUUACGUGUGCUCCAGGAAACUCGAAAUGUAACUAGCCUUACAGGUGCCCGCUUGGAAUUUCUCACCUAUUUAUUUACAGGAUUUGUACAUGUUGUUCAAUAGAAGACAAGGUGUCAUGAUUGACUUGGUGCGUUUUUUUGUUUUUUAAUCAUAGUUUAUGAGUGAUUCUAUCUGGUAAAAAAGGAACAUAGAAGAAGAGUUCCAGGAAGAUCGAUCAAUGAAUAUUUCUUUAGGGAAGACAGACAAUUCUUGGAUUUCAAUACAUUUCAGAAUAAAUGCCUGAAGUAUUAGAUGGUCCAAGAUUUGCUAAUUCCAGGAGACUCCCACCCUGACCCCACUCCAUAUCUGAGUCAGUACCAAUUUCAUGGUCCUUGGAUUUUUUUUUAAUCCCAAUAUCUCAAAUGAGCCCAUUCCAAUAUCUGUAUUGCUGGUGCUUCUCCCACUUCAGUCUGAGUAAAAGAAAUUCUACCGGUUCCUUAAA